AUGACAUCUCAAAUAUCCCAAAAAUCAUAUAAAUAUAAAGAAAAUGAUCCAUAAUAUAUUGGAGAGAAAUAAAAUUUAGACCGAAAUUUAAUACAUGGUCCUAAAUAAAAUCGAAUGCCUACUAAUUGUUUAUGCGCAAUUAUUUAUAUUGCGUUUUUAUCAGGUAUUAUUGUAGCCGCUAUUUUCGCAUUUAAAGAAGGCUCUCCAUAUAAAUAUUCAUACCCAAGUGAUUCUGAUGGAAAUAUUUGUGGAAUCGAUUAAGGUUAUAAAGAUUAUAAAUAUGUACUUUUACUAGAUGAAGGUAUGAAGAAUUCAGUCUGUGUAGAAGAAUGUACAAAGGAAGUUAAAUUAAAUGGAAAAUAUGCAGCUAUUAAAUGUAAAGCGAAUUCGAAAAUUAAAACAAAUACAUUAGGCGAAUGUUUAGUUUCCGAAAAUAAUAUGGUGAAAUCUAAAAAAUAUGUUAAUGCUUGCGUUUCUUUAUAAAAAGAAAAUGAAUUAUAAAAAAUAUUAUAACCUUAAGAAGAUUUUUAAAAAAAUUUAUCGGAUUUUUAAAAAUCUUGGCCUAUAAUGUUGUUUUCUUUAUGUGUUUCUUUAAUUUUAUCCUAUAUAUAUAUUGGAUUUAUGAAAAAAUAUAGUACUUGUUUAACUUGGAGUUGCAUUUUGAUAAUAAUUUCAUCUUUUUUUGUUUUUGGGGGAUUAUGUGUAACUGAUAAAUACAAAGAUGUAUUAUUAAAGCAAAAUUAAAAUCAAAAAUAAAUGUAAUUGAUAGGAAUCGCUAGUAUAUUUUUAGGUUCUAUUUGUUUACUUUAUAUUAUAUGUAAAUGCAAUAGAAUUCGAAUGGGAGUGGCUUUACUUGGAUGUUCUUCUAAUUUUAUUAGUGAUGUAUGUAGUAUUUUAAUUCUGCCUUUAAUUUUGUGGAUUAUUUAUGUUUUAAUAUUAGUUUUUUUAGGCACAGCCUGUGUAUGGGCGUAUGGAAUUGGAAAAUAUACUAAGGAUUAGGGACCUUAUGAAAGUUAUGAAUAUAGUGUUAAUAGAAACAUAUAUUUAAUAUUUAUUUUUGGAUUUGUUUGGAUUAGUGAGUUUAUGGCUAAUUAUGCAUAUUUUAUUAUUUCUUCAUGUACUAGUAUAUGGUAUUUUAAAAGAAAUCAAUAAAAUUAAUUAGAAGGAAAUAUAAAAUCUUCUUUAAAAUUUGGAUUUUAUCAUUUCGGUUCUAUUGCCUAUUGUUCUUUAAUUUUACCUAUUUUUAGUAUUUUGGGUGUUUUAUUUUCUUUAUUUUAUAAAUGUGGUAAAAAAUUCCAAAAAAAAAAACAAGAAAAGGAAAUCGUAUAAAGUUAAUAAGACAGAUAAUUCGAAGAAAAAUCAAAAGACAUAUCUGAUAAUUGUAAAAAUUGCUGUAUUUGCUGUUCAGAUUAUUAUGAAGCAAAAAUACGCUUUGUAUAAAAAUCAGGAAUAAUAGAAAUGGCUUUUGCUGGAAAAGAUUUUAUAAAAUCUUGUUAUGAUAGUUACUAUUUAUAAAAAAGAAAUUCAUAAUAUUAUUCAUCAUUACUAGGAUUAAGUUAAUUGAUGCUUUUAUUAGGAAAGUUAUUUAUAGCAUGCACUAGUACUUUUAUUUGUUAUAUAAUUCUUAGUGAUCAUAUUUAAUACAAAAAUGAUUUAUAUAGUCCUUUUUUACCUACUAUUUGUGUUGCUUAUGCUUCUUUUACUAUUGGAAAUAUUUUCGUGAGUGUUUUUAGUUCUUCUUCUGAUACUAUUUUGUAAAUAUAUUGUGUAGAUGAAGAACUUCAUAAUGAAAUUAAAGAAAAAAGUACAAAUGUUCCUCCUUAAUUAAUAUAAUUUUUAGAAAAUUUCGGAAUAUAAUAAAAAGGAGAAGCUAAAACAUGA
Molecule: messenger RNA, 1881 nt
Organism: Ichthyophthirius multifiliis
Lineage: Eukaryota; Ciliophora; Oligohymenophorea; Hymenostomatida
Product: solute carrier family 44 protein member 2, putative
Exons: 7
Biological process (GO): transmembrane transport
Cellular component (GO): membrane
Molecular function (GO): transmembrane transporter activity
Source: RefSeq, a predicted model, not a curated record